AUGGUGAAUGCCAAAUAUGUCGCCUUUACAGUCAACAAGCAGACGCCCUUUCUGCAGACGCCCGAUCAGGCCUAUGCCACCGUAAUCAACUGUCGCCCUCCGACGGGCAAGCGGGCGGGGUAUGCGCACGAGGUGCGCUCCCACAACGUUCCCUUGGCCAAGGUCGAAGGCAGUCUGAAGCGCAAGCGGGGCGACGACGGCAAGAGGGACAACGAACAAACGACCAGUCUGGCCAUUUCCUCGUGCUCCGCGAGCAAUGCGACGACUCCACAUGCCACGGCUACGGCCCGCCCGCUCCUGAAUCAGCAGUGGCAGCAGCGCAAGCCGACGCGGUUACGCAGGGGCAAAGUCCUGUCCAAGGGCGUCGACCUCGACUGCUGGUUCAUCAUCCUCUCCUACUCGGACCCCGCCCAGCUACUGGAAAUGCGCAGUAAAAUCGCCUCCUGCUAUCGCUUCCUGCGGGACAACCCCAUGCUCUGGAAGCAUAGCAGGGUUUACUACUACGGACCCGACAUGCCGGACCCACCUCCAGGACUUAGCGAAUUUCAGUUUGCACAUCUACGCCACGGACACGGCUGUAUGGACUGUGGUGCGCCGAACACCCGCAAGACCUUCUGGGCUUUCCUGCGCCGAAUGUGCAAGGAUUGUCUGACAAACCAGGUCAUCAAAGAAUACGAGGCCGUGGCACUGCUCAAGGGUCAGAACGGAGAAGACAUUUCCUUCAUCCGCGCGGCUCUGCCCAGUGGCAUCUUCGAUUCUUGGGGUAACUUUGUCGGCGUCGGUCCAGCUAGCACACAUGCACUGAAAACAAUCUACCUGCGUUCCGACGUCAACAAGAUCGUUGCAGAGUACAACCGUGAGGCACAACUCCAUGCUUCCGAUGCUUCCACCGAGCAGCCGCCUGCUUGGCUGGCCGCGUGGAUUGCUGCCAAGGCCAAGAAGGUAGAGGAACGUCAGAUGUUUGCCAAGAAAAUGGAGCAGUGGGAGGAGAUGCAGCGGACAGCCCGGACGACAGACUACAGCGCCAAGAAGUCGCGGCGUAAGAUGUUCUUCAAGGAAAAGGCAUCGCAACUGCACCCACCCAUUGGCGUCAAGGAGCUCGAGGCCUGCCCGUCAUACAAGCGUGCCAUUACCAUCCCCAAGGACCCCAACAACACAUCAUGGGAUCUCCUCAAACCAAAGAUUGUAAAGGAAGCCGCAGAAAACGCAGCCAAGCGAACGGCCGAUGACUCGCGCCCGCCUACAGCGUCGACGUCUGGCAUCUCCACACCCACAAGCAGCAUGGACGGUUAUCCGCACACGCAUCCCUAUCUCAGCAUGAUCAUGGGCUUGCCUCCACCGGACGGCCGCAUUGCCACCGCCGUUUCUGAAAUCUAA
Molecule: messenger RNA, 1377 nt
Organism: Pyrenophora tritici-repentis Pt-1C-BFP
Lineage: Eukaryota; Fungi; Ascomycota; Dothideomycetes; Pleosporales; Pleosporaceae
Source: RefSeq, a predicted model, not a curated record